Messenger RNA from Labrus bergylta (ballan wrasse), 5727 nucleotides. RefSeq names its product mitogen-activated protein kinase kinase kinase 3 (gene map3k3). NCBI's taxonomy places the organism in Eukaryota, Metazoa, Chordata, Actinopteri, Labriformes, Labridae. Gene Ontology annotation, molecular function: ATP binding; protein kinase activity; protein binding. The record is from RefSeq and is a predicted model, not a curated record. Gene Ontology annotation, biological process: protein phosphorylation.
ACUUCGACCAAGUAACAGCGCGUUCCCGCGGCUGCUCGGAGCAAAUGUAAAUAGUUUAGUUAGAAAAAUCCCCCCGGGAAUAAAAUGUCUUAUCACCUACGAGUGGACGACGGCGUCUGGCAUUCAGAAAAUCAUGGAUCCAAUCUUGGAGAAGAGUUUUCAUGACCUGUUGGAAGCCUAAAGCGGGUUCCGGUGGCGAUAUGUUCUGUCAGGAAGUUUGACGUUUUUCUGCUCUGAAACAUUUUUUUCUUGCUUUGUUUUGUUUGGAAAAAAAAAAAAAGUUAUGGACUACCUUUGCAACAGAAAGCGCACGACAAUUCUGUGACUUUUUUUAUUUUAUUUUAUUCCAUUUUUUCCACUAUUAAGUUAGUGAGGAUUUUACAUGUUUUUUGUUUUUGUUUUUGUUAACGCAAUUAAAAGUGUUCGAGGCUAUGCGCAGUGUAAACAACAACUUUUGUUUCGGCUGACAGUUUCAUGCCUAUGUUAAGUUAUUUUAUGUGCAUCACAGAUAGAAUGCCGGUAAUAUUUUUUUGUUUAAAGCCCUUUUUGUCUUUUCAAUCAGUUUAAUCUGCAAGCUUGAGCUCCAUUAUAUCGCGCUCUGAAUCAAAUUCCCAUCUACUUAUGUUACAGGCCAGAGAUGGGCCUUUAACUAUUUCUAUAUGUUUAGAUCCAUAUUCAAGUCAGCAAUGCGACGCUGUUAUCUAUAAUUCAUCCAUAAAAGUAAAAAUAUGUCUAGCCUAGAGUGUUUUGGACUCUAACCUGGCAACACAGAGAGAGAGAGAGCAAAUCUGCAAACUUCGCUGCAAGAGAGACCGUCACAUCACGGAAACUGUACGGUGUGUUCCUCAGGCGGGUUGAUGCUCACUCUCAAAUGGAUUUCAUACAGGCCAUACGCUUAUUGUUACACCUUGUUGGGUAGUUUUUGGUCGUUUGUAACAAUGCCAUGGGACGCAGCUCCCAGUCUCUUAGAGGCUUGACUGUGCUUGAUGUCGAGUUUGUCCUCUGAAAAUGUUUUGGAAAUUUAAGUUUUCCAGAGAUUGGAGGCAACAGCUGAGCAGAAGUUUUACUGGAGCGGGAGCAGUGUGAUGCAUUCUUUUCCAUCGGAACAUUUUCUCUGUAAAACACACAGCAGUCUGACGUGACCGUGUUUUGUUUUUGUUUUUUUUACUACCUGGAAAGUAUCCACUUGUGUGUGUGUGUGUGUGUGUGUGUGCGCGCUUUAACUUUCCACUGAAGAAGAAGAGACCCUGUAACCUGGGGGGUCAGCCCCGCCAUGGCGCCCCCUCACACACACACUCACACACACUCCCCGGUGUGUCGGUCUGACUGAGGGCACUGAUGGACGUGAACCAAUCCUGGAUGCACUGCGUCAUCUCUACCGCGAGACACAGGUGACCGGAGUCAGCUGCACGCGGGAGAAGCCCUGACUUGUCCUGACGAAGGUCGUCAAGGCAACAGGCUGGUUGGUUUCCACAAGUUUCUGAGGACUGAUUUGGAGACCACGCACGCAAACAUCGCCACAAUGAAUGAGAGGCAGGCUCUCCACUCCAUAAUGAAGGACCUGGUCGCCCUCCAAAUGACACGACGUCAGCCUCUGUCGUCAUAUGACAGCGGCAAACCCAAGACGCCAGCCCAGGCCAAGAGACAGGACGAUGUCAGGAUAAAGUUUGAGUUCUCGGGAGAAAGAAGGAUUCUGAUGUUCGGACGACCUGUGCAGUUUGAGGAAAUCCAGCAGAAGGUCAAGGCUGUCUUUGGCCAGCAGCUAGACCUGAAUUACAUGAACAAUGAGUUGUCCAUCCCUCUGCGAGAUCAGGAUGACCUGGACAAGGCAAUCGACCUGCUCGACCGAAGCUCCAACAUGAAGAGCAUAAGGAUCCUGCUGCUAACACAGGAGCAUAGCAAUGCCUCCUCCCCCUCCCAUCAUGUGCCGUGUAGUAAACAGGUGAGGAUUAAGCCCUCCCAGUCCACUGGAGACGUCAGCACUGUGUACCAAUCCUCCGAGCCCAGGGGACGCCACCUAUCAACUGGUUCUCAGAACACGGGGCGUAGUUCGCCGCCGCCUGGCUAUGUGCCUGAACGCCAGCAGAGGAUUGCCCGCCAAGGUUCAUACACCAGCAUCAACAGCGAGGGGGAGUUCAUCCCCGAGACCAGCGAUCAGAGUGUGCUGGAUCCCUGGAGCAGUGCAGAAAACUCUGUAUCUGGAAGCUGUCAGUCGCUGGACAGCAAUUCAGACAGCCCCUCGAUGAGGAAGUCUCGCAUGCACAGAGCCAAGAGUUACCCCGACAAUCGUCAGGAGUGCUCAGACAGGGAGAAUCAUGUGUAUGACCGGGUAGCAGGGAAAGGAGGCACCUAUCCUCGUAGGUACCAUGUUUCCCUGCAUCACAAGGACCUCAGCGAAGGCCGUCGAACGUUUCCCCGGAUACGUCGCCCUCAGGGGAACCUGUUCACCCUGGUGCCCUCGCGGCGGACGCUCAAUGGUAGCGAAGAGAGUCUCGGCAGCUGGCAGCUUGUAGACGCUCAGGGCAGGCUCCGCCCCCAGGAUCGCUCUGUCGCGCACAAGUCGCCCAGUGCCCCGCUGACGUGGCGGCGGGGGAAGCUCCUCGGCCAGGGGGCGUUUGGUCGGGUGUAUCUGUGUUACGAUGUGGAUACUGGGAGGGAGCUGGCUGCCAAGCAAGUCCAGUUUGAUCCUGAGAGCCCUGACACCAGCAAGGAGGUCAGCGCUUUAGAGUGCGAAAUCCAGCUGCUGAAAAAUCUGCACCAUGAGCGCAUUGUUCAGUACUACGGCUGUCUGAGGGACCGCAAUGAGAAGACCCUCACUAUUUUCAUGGAGUAUAUGCCGGGGGGUUCAGUCAAAGACCAGCUUAAAGCCUACGGGGCGCUGACAGAAAAUGUGACCCGCAAGUACACAAGACAGAUCCUGGAGGGCAUGUCCUACCUGCACAGCAACAUGAUCGUACACAGGGACAUCAAAGGUGCCAACAUCCUCAGGGAUUCAGCGGGCAACGUGAAGCUCGGAGAUUUUGGUGCCAGCAAGAGGCUACAGACCAUCUGCAUGUCUGGGACCGGCAUCCGCUCAGUGACCGGCACCCCCUACUGGAUGAGCCCGGAGGUGAUCAGUGGAGAAGGCUAUGGCAGGAAGGCAGACGUGUGGAGCCUUGGUUGCACAGUGGUGGAGAUGCUGACAGAAAAGCCUCCAUGGGCUGAAUUCGAGGCCAUGGCCGCCAUCUUCAAGAUCGCCACGCAGCCUACAAACCCUCUGUUGCCCUCACACACGUCGGACCAGGCCCAGAACUUCAUCAGCUGCAUUUUUGUGGAGGCCAAACACAGGCCCAGUGCUGAGGAGCUGCUCAGACAUCCCUUUUCCCAGAUUCUGUGCUGAUAACCACAGACUCGCACAGUAGCCUCAGCAGCAUCUGUAGCUUCAUUGUGGACAUGGAACUGGUCUAAAAGUCAGUGUUAAACCCACCCAAACCUCUGCAACCGUUCUAAUGCUUCAAGGAGACAUCGCCUCCUUUUUGCCGACAAAACAAACUUCAGGCAUUUUGACAACCGCAGGCAACAGUGCCUGAAAACCAAUGCCAGUAAAUGCUCUCACCAGCAGGGGAAAACAAAACAGAGACGAAGCAUCUGCUGGGCUGCUGAUCUGUCUCAAACAUACAAGAACACACAGUCCUAAUUAUGCCCUCCAAGGGCAGCACCCAUUCACACACCAGUUGUGUCUUCCUAAAGUAUCCCCUUCUUAGUUUACGUUCACCUGUCGGGGAGUUAUGCCAGGAAUCCCUUUAAGUGUUUGACAUUUAAACAUUAAGCUUUGCACCAAGUUUGCCCAGCGGAUGAGGAACACUGCUGGUGCACAACAGUGUUAACUGGACGCUAUGUGUGAUGUAGGCUGCAUUCCCAAAUAUGUGUUAGUGUAGAGUGAUGUCACACAUGCAGAGCAGCUACUCUGAAGUUUAAUGGUGGAACAGAGUUCAUCUGUUAAAAACAUUAAUAUUACACAGAGAAUGACAGGUUUUGUUUUUUAGCCCUUUGGCAUUAAGACAUCAUUUUAUGGUAUAAAUGUAAUACAAACGCCUUCACUGAGAUCAUAACUGAUAGUCUAUGAUAUGCUGCAACUUCUAACUCCAGUUUCUCUCUUCGUUUAUUACAAUUUCAUUAAAGUCAAAGCAAAUAAAAAAAUAAUGAUCCAAGGAUCUUGGAAAUCUCAGGACAUUUAACAGCAAGUACAGCUGGACUAAAGUGAUUUAUCAGCAGCUGUAGAGAAACCUCCUGGUUUAUUGAAUGGCAGAAAACAUCUGAUCCGUCUGUUGCUGUUUGUUAUUGCACCAUUUAAAGUUGGGCUCCCCAACUAAACUCCACCACAACAUGAGCCUGCCAUUUAGCUGCCUUAGAGGAGUCGAGGGUGGAUCUUUCCUUCAUAUUCUCUCGUUCCUAUUCUUGCUUUAUCCUUCACCUCACUGUGACAUUUCCCUCUUCCGGGCUCCUGUUGUAGCUCUGCAGUGCUGCAGGUGUUCUCAGCUGACAAAGUGACUAAGAGGAGGAGAAAAAAACAGUAUGAAAGUGAAGCAAAUGAUACUUUUUAUGGUUUAAAAAUCCAAACUUAAGGCCUUUAUUAAGGAGGGGUCUUAUCUUCAAGUGUGUCUGGACCCAACAUCCCUGACUGAGAAGCCUUAGCUUAAGGAUGGAUUUUAGAUCAGAUGCACUUUUAGGUGAAAUGAAUGUUUUGGAGUUUUUGUUCUCUUUACCAAAUUUUUGUUUUUUUACUUCAAAUGUGAACAUUGUUUAAUUUUUAAUUUAUAUCCCCUCAUCCGAUCCAGUUGGAUUUCAUAAGCAGAUGUAUACUAUGUAUGGAUUUAUUUUUUAUAUUUAGACCGUAUCAGAAUUGAAUGAUACUUCAGUCUUUGUUUUGUAGUUCAAAGUAAAUGGUUUUAAGCAGCUGGUUUUGCAGACAUUAGAGUAUAUGAUUUGUAAAUGGAACAUGGGUGGGAAAGGGACUCUGGCUGCACGUUGUUUUUUUCUUCCAGCUUUAAAACAAUCUCCACACAUUGUUAACAAUAUAUGGAUGAAAGCAUUAGCUGACAGCUUACAGAGACUCUGCAUCAUUUGGCACAUCAGGGAAGUCUUAGAAAUAAAAAUAAAAAAACAUCAACCUAAAGGCUCAUUUCACAGAAGAAUCUGUUGGGAAUAUGUUAACGUGUGAUCAUAGGGUUACUUGUAGUGAAAUUAAAGGUUGUGUUUGUGAGCCAAAGACGAGCAGGAUAGUAGCCCGUGUCCAAUGUCAGAGUUUGCUUUUCAACCCAGGUGACGACUUUGUUUAUCCCAGGGUUCAGAAACGAGUUCAGUAAUUAACAGUUUUGUGGGGAAAAGGGCUUACUGCUGCCUUAACGCUUAUACAAGAUCUCUCAAUGUGGCUGCUACAGGCUAAAGGCAGCUCAAUAAUGUUGCAAUAGUUAACUUUAAAGGGAAGAAAGACAAAGAACCCUGUGGUAAGCAAAUGAAUAUAAGUUAGUUUUGUAGAGAUCUAUAUGUAAAUGUAUGAGUAUGUAUCAUGACAGGACUUGCAGUGCAAAGUCUGAUGUAUUGACUGUAUUAUACAGCAACAAAAGAAAAGAAUAGUAUGUUUAAAGACAGUGUCUUUUAUAUAUAUGUAUGUGUGUGAGUACAUCACGCCCCUUUAUCAUGUAUGUCAUGCUAUUUGUUCAGAACAAAUAAAGUGUUUUUAAGAUA